This is a messenger RNA of Aspergillus nomiae NRRL 13137, 2430 nucleotides long. RefSeq lists its product as uncharacterized. Gene Ontology annotation, molecular function: hydrolase activity, hydrolyzing O-glycosyl compounds. The transcript is spliced from 4 exons. NCBI's taxonomy places the organism in Eukaryota, Fungi, Ascomycota, Eurotiomycetes, Eurotiales, Aspergillaceae. The record is from RefSeq and is a predicted model, not a curated record. Gene Ontology annotation, biological process: carbohydrate metabolic process. The annotation marks the transcript as partial.
AUGCAUUCGACUAAAACGAUCUGCAUCGUCGGUGUUACAGGGAAUCAAGGUGGUUCUGUUGCUCAGCGAUUCCUCCAGGACCCCGCUUAUCAUGUCCGGGGUCUAACGCGCGACCCCUCUUCGAGCAAAGCCCAGGAGCUCGCCGCGCAGGGGAUAGAGAUUGUCCAGGCUAACCUCGACGAUGCGGCUAGCCUAAAGGCAGCUUUUGCGGGCGCCAACGUUAUCUUCAGCGUCACCAAUUACUGGGAGCCAUUCUUCCGAGCAGACUGCCGACAGAAGGCUGCUGAGCUGGGCAUAUCCUGCCGCAAAUACGCCUACGAUGUUGAAUACCAACAGGGCAAGAAUAUUGCUGAUGCAGCGGCAGCAACUGCCGACACUUUAGAUGAAAAUGGGUUUCUUGUGUCGACAUUGAGCCACGCUGGGAGGUGUAGCGGAGGCAAAUUCGAAGAGCUGUACCAUUUUGAUGCCAAGGCAGACGUCUUCCCAAGCUACGUGCAGAGUAAUCACCCAGAGCUGUCUCGGAAGAUGUCUUGCGUGCAGACGGGAUAUUUCAUGUCCAGCUACAAGCUGGUUCCGGAUGCUUACUUCGGGAGAGCUGAAGAUGGCUCCUUUGAGAUGACGUUCCCUACUGCCCCAGACGCAGCGGUACCUCAUUUCCAUGUCAAUGCGGAUAUGGGGCAUUUUGUAUAUGCGGUGGCUAAGAUGCCGCCUGGGAAGAGUUACAUAGCUGAAGGCACGACGUGCAGCUGGGCGGACUAUAUGAGAUUAUGGAGUGAGGUGAACUCUGUGCGAGCGUCCUAUCGGCAAAUCUCGUUGGAAGAUUUGAUAGAUCGAACACCAGACGCAGAGUUCGGCCGGGAAGUGGGGGAUAUGUUUGCAUAUUCGACCGAGCCGGGGUACGAUGGUGGUGAAAGAGAGCUACUGCAUGCGGCAGAUAUCCGAAAACCAAGUGGACUUUCGCCAUACACGAAUCCAAUCCUGCCCGGAUGGCACUCUGAUCCGUCAUGUGCCUAUGUCGAAGAAGAAGACACAAUCUUCUGCGUGACAUCGACGUUCAUCGCAUUCCCCGGGCUCCCAGUCUAUGCCACAAAAGAUCUCCAAAACUGGAAACAAGUCAGCAACGUCUUCAACAGACCUAGCCAAAUCCCAUCCCUCAGCAACACCACAAACCAACAAGGAGGGAUCUACGCACCAACACUCCGCUACCGCGACGGAACCUUCUACCUGAUAGUCUCCUUCCUCGGCCCAGAGGUCAAAGGCCUCGUCUUCACCUCAUCAGAUCCAUACAGCGACGCCGCAUGGAGCGACCCACUGGAAUUCUCCGUCCGGGGCAUCGACCCGGACAUCUUCUGGGACGACGACGGCACCGUAUACGUCACCUCAGCCGACGACGCCCGAAUUCAGCACUACUCUCUCGACCUCCAAACCGGAGAAACUGGCCCCGUAACCUACCUCUGGAACGGAACGGGGGGUGCCUCGCCCGAAGGACCCCAUCUGUACCGCAAAGACGACUUCUAUUACCUGAUGAUCGCCGAAGGAGGCACCGAGCUCAGCCACGCAGAGACAAUGGUCCGGUCCAAGAGCCGCACCGGACCGUGGGAGCUCUGUCCCCAUAACCCAAUCCUAACGAACAGGAACACGACCCAGUACUUCCAAACAGUCGGCCAUGCCGACUUGUUCCAAGACGGGACCGGCAACUGGUGGGCCGUGGCCCUCAGCACCCGGUCCGGACCCGAAUGGAAGAACUACCCCAUGGGCCGCGAGACGGUUCUAGCCCCUGCCACCUGGGACGAAGGGGAGUGGCCCGUCAUCCAGCCAGUCCGAGGCCAGAUGCAAGGACCGCUGCCUCGAGAGAACAAGGACGUAAAAGGCGAUGGGCACUUUGUCGACGAGCCGGAUGAUGUUACUUUUGCUCCGGGAGACUCGAUUCCAUCUCAUUUCUUGUAUUGGCGGUAUCCGCAGACCUCGAACUUCGCUGUAUCCCCACCAGACCACCCGAAUACCCUCCGUUUGACGCCCUCCCUCUACAAUAUCACGGGAAAUGCUUCCUUCACUCCAGACCAGGGUAUCACCCUCAUCACCCGUCUCCAGACAGAUACCCUAUUCACCUACAGCGUGGACAUCGCAUUCGACCCCCAGGUCCCCGACGAAGAAGCCGGCGUCACCCUCUUCCUUACCCAGGAGCAACACGUCGACCUGGGCCUGGGGUGGAGGGGAGAGCCAAUCCAGUUCCAGAUCCAAGCUGUGAGUGAUACCCAGUAUGAAUUCUCGGUUGCGUCGGUCAAAACGCCAGCGAAGAGGGCCAUUGUUGGAUAUGCGGAUUCGAGGAUUGUUAGUGGUGAUACUGGGAGGUUUACUGGUACGCUUGUUGGCAUUUACGCGACGAGUAAUGGUGGAUUGGGGACUACGGAGGCGUAUAUCAGCAAUUGG